Molecule: messenger RNA, 2339 nt
Organism: Ipomoea nil (Japanese morning glory)
Lineage: Eukaryota; Viridiplantae; Streptophyta; Magnoliopsida; Solanales; Convolvulaceae
Product: cysteine--tRNA ligase 2, cytoplasmic
Exons: 10
Coding region: 343-2001 (552 amino acids)
Biological process (GO): cysteinyl-tRNA aminoacylation
Cellular component (GO): cytoplasm
Molecular function (GO): ATP binding; cysteine-tRNA ligase activity
Source: RefSeq, a predicted model, not a curated record
UCGCCCUCUCACUCUCUCUCGUCUCUCGGUUUACUCUCUUCCCAAUCUUCCGUUCGCUGCCUGCAGAGUACAACCGUACAGGCGACCGCGAACCCGAGGCCGCCGCCGACUGCAGUGAACCGGCGACUGUUUGCUCCACUGACCGCCGCCGCCGUCCACCGUGAACCAGCGACAGGAACUCCGCAGACCGCCGCCCUCUGCCAAUCUGCCAUUUAUUUUGAGAAAGAACCUGGUUAAACCCAAAUCUUGAAUGCCCGAAAAUAAAAGCAUCAGUUUUAACAGCAGAGGGCUUAGGGUUUUGUUGGUGCUCAAUUGAUCUGGCCGAUUGGAGAAACUCCAAAAAUGGGGAAGAAACGGCUGGAACUGUUCCUGCACAAUAGCAUGACUAAGCAGAAGGAAGUUUUCAAGCCGAAGGAGGAUGGUAAGGUGGGAAUGUAUAUCUGUGGCGUCACCAGCUACGAUUUCAGCCACAUUGGCCACGCUCGAGCCUAUGUAGCUUUCGAUAUUCUCUACAGAUAUCUAAGAUACUUGGGAUAUGAAGUGGUUUAUGUGCGUAAUUUUACGGAUGUGGAUGACAAGAUAAUUAAAAGAGCAAAUGAACUUGGGGAGGAUCCAGUAGCAUUGAGUGGUCGGUUUUGCCAAGAGUUUCUUAAUGAUAUGAUUGAUCUCCAGUGCCUCAUGCCCACCAAUCAGCCGCGCGUUACAGAGCAUAUGGAUCAAAUAAAGGAAAUGAUAGCACAAAUAAUGAGCAAUGGUUGUGCCUACACAGUUGAUGGGGAUGUAUAUUUCUCUGUUGAUAAAUUUCCAGAGUAUGGUAAGUUAUCUGGACGGAAACUAGAAGAUAACCGAGCUGGUGAGCGAGUUGCUGUUGAUUCAAGAAAGAGAAAUCCGGCUGACUUUGCCUUGUGGAAGGCUGCAAAGCCUGGCGAGCCAAGUUGGGAAAGCCCCUGGGGUCUUGGAAGGCCAGGAUGGCAUAUAGAGUGCAGUGCUAUGAGUGCUCAUUAUUUGACUCACUCAUUUGAUAUUCACGGUGGUGGUAUGGAUUUGAUUUUUCCUCAUCAUGAAAAUGAGAUUGCCCAAAGCUGUGCUGCUUGCUCUGAGAGUAAAGUGAACUAUUGGGUACACAAUGGAUUUGUCACUGCAAACGAUGAGAAAAUGUCAAAAUCACUUGGAAACUUCUUCACCAUUCGUGAGGUUACCAAGCUCUACCAUCCCCUUGCAUUGAGAUAUUUCUUGUUGGGGACACACUACCGUUCUCCGGUCAAUUAUUCGAUAUCACAGAUAGAAAUUGCAUCAGAAUCUCUGUACUAUAUAUAUCAGACAUUACAAGAUUGUAAAGAAGCCGUUUCAAAGUUACAAGAUGGUAUUGAAAUGAAAGGAGGCCGUGUAAGCGCUGCUGCCCAGGAAUGCAUCAAGAAGCUGCAUAAUGAGUUUGAGUCGAAACUUUCUGAUGAUUUACACACUCCAACGAUAUUAAAUGGUGCCCUUCAAGAAGCGUUGAGAUUCAUGAAUAGCUCUUUGAACACAGUGAAGAAACAGAAAAAGCAACAACUAGUAUCUGGUAUCAUCUCCAUUACUGAGUUGGAGAAAGAAAUGAAGGCAGUGUUGGAUGUUCUUGGAUUGCUACCCGAUUUAACUUAUUCUGAGGUUUUGCUGCAAUUGAAAGAGAAAGCAUUGAUAAGAGCGGAGUUGACCGAAGAAGAUAUUUUGAAGUCAAUUGCCGAAAGAGCAAAAGCAAGGGAAGAAAAGGAUUACGCUAAAAGCGAUCAGGUUAGGAGUGAUUUGGCUCUUAAGGGGAUUGCUUUAAUGGAUGUUGGGAAUGAAACAAUUUGGAGGCCCUGUGUACCAACCCAACAAGAAAGCAACGACCAAGCUCAACAAAAACUUCCUGCUGCUGCACCACCGCAAAAACAAGAGUCUGCUACACCACCUCAGCAAGAAAAACCCGCUGUGCCACAUCAGCAAACUGUCACCACCAGUGUGCCACCUCAGAAAGAUUAGGCUACCGACAAUUGUGCCACGUCAGCUGAGAUGAGAAAACUGUCACCACCAGUGUGCCACCUCAACAAGAUUAGGUUACCAGCAGCUGACAAAAUAGCAAGCAAUUUCUGGACGUCAUUUUUUUUUUGUUGGGUAUGGUUUUGAUGCUCCCGACUUUCUGAACAAAUGGUUUCAUAGAAUAUAUGAUCACAUAAGCUAUAUAUUGUACCAUUUGAUCCUCAGUUGUACUAAAAAAAUUGUACCAUUUUUAUAUGAGCUGUUGCCUCUUUGUUGAGGCAGUAAACUAUCACUAAAGAACACAUAAUUUAACAUUUUUAUUGUUUCCAGUUGUCUGUGCA